AUGGCCCGUGCCCCACCUUCCCCCCUGACCCCCAGUAACAUCCCACGCAACCUCAGCUACAUCGCAGGACUCUACGAGCGAGCCUAUUACCGCACCGCCCGGCCAAGCUUGGCGGAAGACUCCGGAACCGAGGGCUCCGAAUCGGAGUCCGAGGGCAGGCCACGGAGCAGGCCACGCAGGCGCCGCCACCUCUUGAGGGGCCCCAAGCGGAGCGGAAGGCGCCGGACACGAUCCGCCCCCGCGUGGGGCAGGAGCAGGGAGGCCUCGCGCAGCCGCAGCCCUGGGACACGCAAGAGGGUCCGUUUCGCCGACUCGCUCGGCCUCGAGCUCACCAGCGUCCGGCAGUUCUGGCCCAACGACCUGCCACAGGUGCCGGAGCGGGUCCAUGCCCAGCUGCGCCGUGACUCACUCAGCCACUUCGCCCCUUGCCUGCCUUUUUGUCCGCCUGCAAAGGACCCCCUGAGCCUUCGCUGCCUGCUCGAGCCCACGUUCCCGGACCCCCUGACGAUGCCGGAUUUCUUGCCACGCCUCCUGGCGCAGUGCGUGCUGCUGGAGGGGGCACGGGCCGAGGGGGCCUGCGUGUCCGGCACCAUCCGGGUGCUCAACCUGGCCUUCGAGAAACGGGUCUCCGUCCGAUACACCUGGGACGCCUGGGGCACGCACCGCGAAGUCCGGGCCUCCUACGCCGCCCCUGCGGGCCGGGGCCGGGACCACGCCGACCGCUUCGCCUUCCAGCUGCCACUGCCCGUGCCACUGCCCCCGGGGGUCUUCCUGGAGUUUGCCCUCUGCUACCUGGUGGGGGGGAAGGAAUACUGGGACAACAACCAUGGCCGCAACUACACCCUGCGCCCCCCACCCUGUGUGGACGAGGAGGAGGAGCCCCUCAGCCCUACGCAGGAUUGCUGCGAGACGGGGUGGAUACACUUCCUGUAG
Messenger RNA from Varanus komodoensis (Komodo dragon), 933 nucleotides. It is a transcript of the gene PPP1R3E, whose product is annotated as protein phosphatase 1 regulatory subunit 3E. Gene Ontology annotation, molecular function: glycogen binding; protein phosphatase 1 binding. The transcript is spliced from 2 exons. Lineage: Eukaryota; Metazoa; Chordata; Lepidosauria; Squamata; Varanidae. Gene Ontology annotation, cellular component: protein phosphatase type 1 complex. The record is from RefSeq and is a predicted model, not a curated record. Bases 1 to 933 code for a protein of 310 amino acids. Gene Ontology annotation, biological process: regulation of glycogen biosynthetic process.